AAUUUCUUCUUAGAGCAGGACUGGUGAUUGAAAGAGAAACUUACGACAAUAAGAAUGAAUAUUUAAAGAUUUUUGCGCCAUUCUCUUUGCUUUGUGAAAAUGCUCAAAGUAUGAAACUCAAGUUCCCCUUGAAGGUUCACCGUAUCAUAAACGUAGCCAGUUACUCUGAUUUAAAAAGUUACGUCAAUAAUGAAAUAUUCAAAAAUAAGUACGAACUAUCAAAGCUUAUAAGUGAUAAAGUCUUCACUGGAUAUUAUCCUCUUCAUGAUAAGUCAAAAAAGAGCUUGGAUAUAUCUUUUCAUGAUAAAUCAAAAGAGAAUUUGGACGAACCUUUUCAUGAUAAGUUAAAAGAGAAUUUUGACAAACCUCUUCAUGAUAAGUCAAAAGAGAACUUGAAUAAAGAUCUGACAGAAAAUACGAGAAUAUUUUGGAGAAAAGUUG
Messenger RNA from Racocetra persica, 441 nucleotides. The record is from the annotation of a GenBank genome assembly. Lineage: Eukaryota; Fungi; Glomeromycota; Glomeromycetes; Diversisporales; Gigasporaceae.